Messenger RNA from Leptosia nina, 222 nucleotides. Lineage: Eukaryota; Metazoa; Arthropoda; Insecta; Lepidoptera; Pieridae. The record is from the annotation of a GenBank genome assembly.
AUGGGUAACCCACGCUCAGCAAGUCACCGCAUUAUUGGCUGCCAGUCUAGUGUUGGCGCGGAGAAGAUCAACUCGUGCGUACAGAAUACGCGGGAAACGUCCGGCGGCAAAUCUUUGAACUGUCAGUUCGAGUUUAGUAAUUCUAAAUUUGAAUCGGUGUCAAUGUACAAAAAAGUUGUCUAUGUUGUUCAGCGUUAUUGUUACUGGUACAAAAUGGCGUAA